This is a messenger RNA of Eublepharis macularius, 4269 nucleotides long. RefSeq names its product acyl-coenzyme A synthetase ACSM5, mitochondrial-like. Gene Ontology annotation, biological process: acyl-CoA metabolic process; fatty acid biosynthetic process. The transcript is spliced from 16 exons. Gene Ontology annotation, cellular component: mitochondrial matrix. Gene Ontology annotation, molecular function: fatty acid ligase activity; fatty-acyl-CoA synthase activity. The record is from RefSeq and is a predicted model, not a curated record. Lineage: Eukaryota; Metazoa; Chordata; Lepidosauria; Squamata; Eublepharidae. The coding region runs from base 491 to 2212 and encodes 573 amino acids.
CCUGCCUCCAGCUCAUGUCGCUCGCCUGUUAGUUUCAGGAGAUAGCAGCCAGCCUUGGGUUUAAAAAUCAGGCGUUGAAAAUUUAUGAGGAUUGGGAGAACACAACCAAGACUCUUUGGAAAUUACAGGGAGAGAAACCCUCCGCCAAAGCCGUUUCCCACUCCCCUGCUUCCAGAGUCCUAGAAGAUCGGAAAGUGUUUGAACCGCUUCAGCAGAGGAGCUGCCAUUAGCGUGUGGCAGCAAGAACAUACUUUCAUAGGUCCACGUGUUUGAGCAAAGCAUCUGUCAGAACAGUGUGGAAGAGCCAUUCCUAUGAAAAAUGACUCCCCUCUCUGGUGACUGGGCUCCAGCUUAAUCCUGUCCAAUUAUAACACAAGGCUGAUAAGGUCCUUUGUUCGGAGCUCAUGUUUUUCCUUUCCCACCAACUGAAGUUACAUUCAAGAGGGACAAAGCUGAUUGAAGUUUUCAAGCUGUUCUAUGAGCUAGCACCAUGCAGGUUCUCUUAAAAUGCUUCUGGAGUCUGCGGUCACCUUGCCUAUUCCAAGCCAAGAGACACUUCACCUCUCCCCUGGUCUCAUACUAUGAAGCUAUAAAUCUGUGUGAAAAGGAAGUGCCUGAAUAUUUCAACUUUGCAAGCGAUGUCCUGGACAAGUGGUCGCAAAUGGAAACGGAUGGAGAGAAGCCUCAGAAUGCAGCCUUCUGGUGGGUCAGUGAUCAGAAGGAAGAGGUGAAGUGGAGCUUUAAAGAGUUGGGAGUCUUAUCCAGAAAAGCUGCCAAUCUGCUGAGCGGCCCAUGUGGCUUACAAAGAGGAGACAGAAUCAUCACAGUAUUACCUCGGAUUCCAGAGUGGUGGUUGCUGAACGUGGCUUGUAUCCGGACAGGCAUCGUUUUGAUUCCAGGGACAUCCCAACUGACUGCUAAAGACCUUUUAUACAGACUCCAAGCUUCUAAAGCCAAAUGUGUUGUGGUUACCGACUCGCUGGCUCCUGAGGUGGACUCUAUCGUGUCCGAAUGCAACUUUCUGAAAAACAAACUUCUUGUGUCCGAAGGCAGAAGAGAGGGAUGGCUGAACUUUAAGGACCUAUUCCAAGCGGCACCCGAUGAGCACAAUUGUGUUAAAACCAAGAGCAGCGAACCCAUGGUCAUCUACUUCACAAGCGGAAGCACAGGGGCUCCGAAAAUGGUUGAGCAUUCACACUGCAGUUACGGCAUCGGCUUUACGGUCAGCGGCAGAUACUUGAUGAACCUGACCCCUUCGGAUGUAUUCUGGAACACGUCUGACACAGGGUGGGUCAAGUCAGCCUGGAGUAGUGUGUUUGCACCCUGGAUCAAUGGAUCGUGUGCCUUCGUGCAUCAUUUGCCACAAUUUGAACCCGCUGUCAUACUGAACACCCUGUCCAAGUAUCCAAUCACCGCUUUCUGCACAGCUCCAACUGCAUAUCGUAUGUUAGUACAACACGAUAACAACAGCUACAAAUUCAAGAGUCUGCGGCACUGCGUGACCGGAGGAGAACCUCUCAAUCCGGAAGUGAUGGAACGCUGGAAAACUAAGACAGGGCUGGAUAUCUAUGAAGCGUACGGUCAAACUGAAACGGUAACAAUAUGUGCGAAUGUCAAAGGGAUGAAAAUUAAACCAGGAUCAAUGGGCAAGGCAUGUCCACCAUAUAAUGUUCAGAUUGUAGAUGACCAGGGCAACAUCCAGCCCCCAGGAAAAGAAGGAGAUGUUGCCAUCCAAAUUCAACCCAAGAGGCCGUUUUGUUUCUUUACACAGUAUUUGGAUAACCCUGAGAAAACGGCAGCCAGCCAGCGUGGAAGCUUUUAUAUCACUGGAGACAGAGGGAUCAUGGAUGAAGAAGGCUAUUUUUGGUUUGUCGGAAGGUCAGAUGACGUCAUCAAUUCUGCUGGGUAUCGUAUUGGCCCAUUUGAAGUGGAAAGUGCCCUGAUAGAACACCCGGCAGUCGCUGAAUCAGCUGUCGUCAGCAGCCCAGACCCCGCCAGAGGAGAGGUGGUGAAAGCAUUUGUUGUGUUGUCUCCUGCUUUUCUGUCACAUGAUCCAGAGAAAUUAACCAAGGAGCUUCAGGAGCAUGUGAAAAGAAUUACUGCUCCCUACAAGUACCCAAGAAAGGUGGAGUUUGUCCAAGAGCUGCCCAAAACCGUUGCUGGGAAAAUCCAAAGGAAUAUAUUACGGAUUCAGGAAUGGAAAAAAGUCUAGCUUCAGAGGCACAUUUCAACAUGAAGAACCUCCAUUCUCUGUAAUCUUUUGGUGUCCUUGUUUGUGAUGAAAUUUUCCAGGUCCUGUGAACCCAUAAUGCAAGUCAGGCAAUCUCCUUGUUUUCCCACAGUUUUUGUAUACAGUCUUAAACUGAGGCCAACCUCCCACACUGUGACAGGCUCCUUGACAUCCUAAAACUCUCAUCAGAAUAGUCAGCAUAAAACAUGUGCUUCAAGGGCAAUGCACCAUCUUAGGGAGAGCAAGAAGCAAACGAGGAAAUAUGAGCAGGGCUCAGAAUACAUCCCAUCUUCAAAAUAAGCAUGAUGCUCACAGAUCCUGAUAGACUCCAGGACUCCAUGGCUGCCUACUGCACAGCUUACUGUUACCAGGAAUGGGCCUCCUUGCGAGUAAGUGGGGGGAAUUAGCGGCAAGAAGUAUGGCUAUGCGAGAGGGGUAACAACAGGACAUCUCCACCAGUAUUUACGGGAUCCCUCCCCCAAGGAGGCAAAUGAGACCGGUGAUCUUGAAUAAAAGAGUAUCUUUAUUGAAGGGGGAAAGCUCUCUCUCUCACACACACAAGAGAUUGUUCACAAACACACAAGAUGGCGAGGAAAAACAGUGGUGAAAGUGGAAUAGAUUUGAGGGAUUUCAGCACAAUAAUACCUAUCCAAAGAGCAGAGUAGUCCACAGAGAAAGAGCUUCAAACGUCCACCAUUCUCGGUCAGGAAAGAAAGAGUCUUAGGGAGAGUGACCCUAAGGGAGCAGCGCUUGGAUCCAGAAGGUGUGCAUGAUUUUAAUGGGGCCAGAGCCCUGGUUUUUAUAGGGCAAAACGUGUCCUGAGGCUGGGGAGCCCCCCUCAGCCAUUGGAACAAAGACCCUAGAGGUCAGUUUCUGGGAACUGCAAAGGUUUGAUUAUUUUGAUUACUUGCUGCCAUAGUGUGUGAAAGGAAAUGCAAAGUUUCUCCUGCCGCCUCACAAAGGGGCAAUUUGCUAAUUAAUCUCCCCGGAGCUGGGUUGAUGAAUUUAUAUAGGGACAGCAUCUUCCCAGGAACAAAUUAUAAACUUAUCAGUGCUGAUUGAUUGCUCCUUGAUCUUGGGGUGGGGAUUUCAUCACGGAAGGAGGGUAUUAGAAUGUGCUGAGAGGGGUAAUUCAACGAGACCCUGUCUUAUCACAGCUCACACCCAUAACUGGGAAAGCUGUAAAUACAAUCACCGCGGUCACUCUGCAUUUGCAUACAUGUCCUAUUUAUGCUCGCUCUCCCAGGCAGGACUCAGCAAUGCUCGCUGUCCAGCUGGUUGGAAUUCCCCCUGAUGCAGAUAAGGCUGCAUUAAUCCAGGGGCCUUGUGAUUUUUAUAUCACAGGCAGCUAUCAAACAGUUAUUAAAUAUGGUGGAGGCCAGGGCCAACUACUUACAUUAUCACAUAUUAUAAGCAGAAAAAUGCCAUCCAUCUGUAGUGCCAAUCGCUUCCCAUGAAAAAGCUCAGAAAGUGCUUGAAAGCUUUUUGCCAAUAAGAUGCUGUGUUUUUUAAAGCCCGUGCGAUCUGGACAAUUAGCUGAGAUCCGAUGAUACUUGAAUGGAAUUAGUUCAUGAACAGAUCUCUCCUCCACAAUUCAUUCUCUCUCACACUCUCUCUUACACACACACACACACACACACACACACAAAGCUGCUCAGUAUGUAUGGGGUGGGGGUGGGGGUGGGGUGGAGUAACUCGGUUUACGAUUACAUUGCAAGACACCUUUGUAAUCCCAGCCCCACCCGGAUGCCCACACCACUGCCACAUGACACUGCACACGGGCAGUGAACAUGCAAGCCCUGUAUGCACAUAAUUCAAAAAUAACCUGAAAUCUUCUUUCUACUCACUUGCUAAAGUGUAAAACUGGGCCAGAUCCUCAGUAUCAUACGUUUUGCCUUUUAUUCAAGUACAAUUUUAUACAUGAGUCGUGUGCAAAACUUAUCUUGUGCUAUUGACUUUGAAACUCAUUCUAGCGAUGGAUUACUCACCUGGAAAGAACUUAAUGAUCGUAUCAAAUAAAUAGUCCGAUGGUGCAAGAA